AUGCCAUCUCAAUUUUUUUCAAAUUUAUCGCAUGAUCUUUCACAACUUCUUGACAAUGCAAAUGAUUACAAUGUUACUAUCCAAGUUGGAGAAGGAUCAAAUAUUAAAGAGUUUCGAGCCCAUUCGAAUAUUUUAAUGGCCAGGUCUCCUUAUUUCAAGAGAGCACUUUCGAGUGAUUGGGUUGUAAAAAAAGAUAAUAAUAUUAUCUUUAAUAAGACCAACGUAUCGCCGAUGGUGUUUUCAAUGAUGCUCAAAAGUUUUCCUACUUGGGCAAAUACAUUUGAUAGUUUCAUCUUUUCUUUCGGUAAUGGUAAAUCAAGUGAUGAUUACAAGGUUAGCCGUGUCAGUAAUCAUCAACAUGCAGUUUAUGAUUAUGCUAAUAAUGGUGCACAUUUUGGACAAAGUGAUUUGGUUUUGAAUAAUAACAAUGGGGCAUGUAAUAAGUAUUCUUAUGAAGAUAGUAUUUUAGAUACAAAUAAUUUUAGAAUUGAAGAAAUUGAGGUUUUUAAAAUCGUUGAGAAAUAA
This is a messenger RNA of Dentiscutata heterogama, 525 nucleotides long. The record is from the annotation of a GenBank genome assembly. NCBI's taxonomy places the organism in Eukaryota, Fungi, Glomeromycota, Glomeromycetes, Diversisporales, Gigasporaceae.